Messenger RNA from Pestalotiopsis fici W106-1, 2088 nucleotides. RefSeq lists its product as uncharacterized. The record is from RefSeq and is a predicted model, not a curated record. Bases 1 to 2088 code for a protein of 695 amino acids. The transcript is spliced from 5 exons. Gene Ontology annotation, molecular function: FAD binding. NCBI's taxonomy places the organism in Eukaryota, Fungi, Ascomycota, Sordariomycetes, Amphisphaeriales, Sporocadaceae.
AUGUCGGGCUCUUCAGAUUCAGAGGUCGAUGUGCUCAUCGUGGGUGCUGGGCCAGCUGGGCUCAUGCUCGCGCUAUGGUUGUCACGGCUCGGCGUCAAGACCAGAAUUGUUGACAAGCGGACCGAUAAGGUUUUUUCAGGUCAAGCAGACGGAUUUCAGAUCCGUACACUUGAGAUCCUCGACAGCUUUGGCGUGGGAGAACGAGUAUGGAAGGAGGCGAAUCACAUGAUUGAGGUCUCUUUCUGGAAUCCCGAUGAGAAUGGAACCAUCAAGCGAAACAACACUGCACCCGACAACAUGCCAGGAAUGUCCCGCUUCACAGAAUGUGUGCUUCAUCAGGGACGAAUGGAAGCAUUCUUCAUGGAUGCCAUCGCCGCAUCAUACCCCCAUCCGACGGGUGUCCCGCCGCUCAAGGUCGAGCGCAUGGUUCUGCCGACCUCGCUCUCUAUAGAUGAGAGCAAAGCCGACGAUGAUGACGCAUACCCCGUGACGGUCACCCUCCGACACCUGACGGAGGAGGAGGCAACGCCCACGCAAAAGCUGAGCAACUUGAGCGACGGCUUGUUCCGGAGCAAUCUGGCGGGCGAUGAUGUUGAGGCCAUGCUCCAGAAGAGCGAAGCUCGAGGCGGUGCCAGAGAAGAGACCAUCAAGGCAAAGUAUGUUGUGGGAUGUGACGGUGCACACAGUUGGACGCGCAAGGCGUUGGGACCCGACUAUGAGAUGCAGGGCGAGAUGACUGACUAUAUCUGGGGUGUUUUGGACAUUGUGCCAAUCACUGAUUUCCCCGAUGUCAGAAACCGCUGCAUGAUCCAUAGCGCUUCGAAUGGCAGUCUCAUGAUCAUUCCUCGUGAGAACAAGCUGGUGCGCCUCUACAUCCAGCUCUCCGAGGUGUCCACUGGUCAGGGACGGUUUGACCGCAGCAAGAUUACGCCGGAACUCAUCUUUAACGCGGCCCGCAAGAUCAUCAGCCCAUACAAGUUGGAUUACCACUAUUGUGACUGGUGGACGGCAUACCAGAUUGGCCAGCGUGUGGGCAACCACUUCAGCAAGCACGAUCGUGUCUUCCUCGCCGGAGAUGCGGUGCACACGCACAGCCCAAAGGCCGGUCAGGGCAUGAACGUCAGUAUGGGAGAUGCCUACAACCUAGGCUGGAAGCUGGGGCUGGUUUGCAAAAAUGUCAUGCAGCGCAGUAUCCUGUCGACCUAUGAACUUGAGCGGAAACAGAUUGCCAAAGAGCUCAUUGCUUUUGACCACAAGUUCUCAAGGCUGUUCUCUGGACGGCCGGCCAAGGACAUUCUUGACGAGACGGGCGUUUCCAUGGAGGAGUUUAGCAAGGCCUUUGAGAUGAGCCACAUGUUCACGAGUGGUGUCGGAGUCGACUACUCACCUUCAGCCCUGGUUUCCAAGCCAGAAGAGCAACGCCUGAUUCCAGAGGAAGAUGACCAAGAAAUCAAGUCGGAUCAACAGGCAGUCCCGAGCAACGCGCAAAGCACCCUCGAUCUUGCCACCCACUGCAAGCCGGGUACGCGAUUCCCAUCGUUCCAGGUGGUGGCCCAAAGCGGUGCCCGACCAUGGCAGCUCCACCACAAGAUGCCCUCAGAUGGACGCUUCCGCGUCUUUGUCUUUGGCGGCGACGUUUCUCAGGCAUCCCAGCGCGACCUCGUAAACACUUUUGCCGCCGAGCUGUCCGCCGGCGUCAUCACCAAGGCCCCCAAGGCCUCGCUCUCGCCCGGGGCCGACCCUCACGCCGGAACGCUGCGCUUCAAGAUGGACCAGCCGCCUAGCGUGAUUGACGUGCUGCUCGUCCACAAUGCCAAGCGGAUGGAAAUCGAGACCCUGCGGGACUUGCACGAGGUGUACCACCCCUUUGACUCCAAGCUCGGCUGGGACUAUGACAAGGUCUUUGUCGAUGGCGAGAGCUACCACGACGGCCACGGCCACGCCUAUGAAGGCUACGGCGUUGAUCCGCAAAAGGGAGCCGUGGUGGUGGUCCGGCCGGAUGGAUACGUUGGUCUGGUCACGAGCCUCGACGAAGCUGGCCGCAAGGAGGUCGAGAAGUGGUUCGGGGGUGUUCUCAGGAUGGCAUAG